Poecilia latipinna (sailfin molly) is the source of this 934-nucleotide messenger RNA. Its product is annotated as sperm acrosome membrane-associated protein 4-like. The transcript is spliced from 3 exons. Gene Ontology annotation, biological process: sperm-egg recognition. The record is from RefSeq and is a predicted model, not a curated record. NCBI's taxonomy places the organism in Eukaryota, Metazoa, Chordata, Actinopteri, Cyprinodontiformes, Poeciliidae. Gene Ontology annotation, cellular component: membrane. The coding region runs from base 109 to 489 and encodes 126 amino acids.
UCGUCUUCAUCACUCCUUCCCACCGCUUCUUCUCCUCACUUUUGCUUCAACGCAUCUGAGAAUCUAGACGUGUUUAAGUCAUUUACUCCUUCCUGUUGAUUUGCAAACAUGAAGAACUUCUGGACAGCUCUGAUCGCAUUCAGCGUCCUGAUUGCAACAGCACAAUGCCUGACGUGCCAGAAGUGUUCAGUGUCGGUAGGCGGGAGCUGUUUGGUUGGGAAAGGGGAGGUCACAUGUGCAGAUGGAGAGAGCUGCACCUUCUCAGAAGCAAGCUUCACAGCGAAGGGGUCACCCACUCUGCAUAGCAGGGGCUGCGUGGCCGCCACCUCCUGUGGGACCACAGCCACUGGCACCAUCAUCGGUGUUGAGUACACCAGCAAAUACGCCUGCUGCACCACAAACCUCUGCAACGGAGCCUCUGCUGUUCAGCUGUCUCUGACUGCCGGCCUCUGUGCCGCCAUCUUGUCCUCCCUGUGGGGAUUCAUAUAGUUCACCAUGAAACUUACAGAUUUUCAAAUGCUAAUCCUUUGAUUUUUCUUUGUUUUAAAUAUUUUUUUAUGCAUUAAAUGAAGUUUUAACUUAGUCUUAGGCUCCAGUUGGAACAGAUGGAAAAACAGAAAUGCAUAAAAUCAUUGUUUGUUUUUUUUUUGGUACUAAUGGGUUUCCUUAUUAGGGUUAAUAAAGUAUAUCUAAUCAAACAUGGAUAAUUUGUGCUAAUAAUUAUAAUAACUGAUUUUAUUUUUCAGAAAAUUUGGUUUUGCCUGCUGGAAAAAUAUUAAUUUUAGAUUAAAUCACUACAUUUGGUUCAGAUUUUGUUUUUUGUUGUUGUUUUUCCUCUGUGAUAAACGUUUGACCUUUGCCCUCUGACUGAUAACGCAAAAAAUAAUUUAAAUCAAUACAGAAAUAUGUAUUUAAUAAAAAAUAAUGAAGUUAU